This is a messenger RNA of Saccharomyces cerevisiae S288C, 2292 nucleotides long. RefSeq names its product glucose sensor (gene RGT2). The transcript has a single exon. Gene Ontology annotation, molecular function: transmembrane transporter activity; D-glucose binding. Gene Ontology annotation, cellular component: membrane; plasma membrane. Lineage: Eukaryota; Fungi; Ascomycota; Saccharomycetes; Saccharomycetales; Saccharomycetaceae. The record is from RefSeq and is marked reviewed. Bases 1 to 2292 code for a protein of 763 amino acids. Gene Ontology annotation, biological process: carbohydrate transmembrane transport; glucose mediated signaling pathway; transmembrane transport.
AUGAACGAUAGCCAAAACUGCCUACGACAGAGGGAAGAAAAUAGUCAUCUGAAUCCUGGAAAUGACUUCGGCCACCACCAGGGUGCAGAAUGUACGAUAAAUCAUAACAACAUGCCACACCGCAAUGCAUACACAGAAUCUACGAAUGACACGGAAGCAAAGUCCAUAGUGAUGUGCGACGAUCCUAACGCAUACCAAAUUUCCUACACAAAUAAUGAGCCGGCGGGAGAUGGAGCUAUAGAAACCACGUCCAUUCUACUAUCGCAACCGCUGCCGCUGCGAUCGAAUGUGAUGUCUGUCUUGGUAGGCAUAUUUGUUGCCGUGGGGGGCUUCUUGUUUGGGUAUGACACUGGACUUAUAAACAGUAUCACGGAUAUGCCGUAUGUUAAAACCUACAUUGCUCCGAACCAUUCAUAUUUCACCACUAGCCAAAUAGCCAUACUCGUAUCAUUCCUCUCCCUAGGAACAUUUUUCGGUGCGUUAAUCGCUCCCUAUAUUUCAGAUUCAUAUGGUAGGAAGCCAACAAUUAUGUUUAGUACCGCUGUUAUCUUUUCCAUCGGAAACUCAUUACAGGUGGCAUCCGGUGGCUUGGUGCUAUUAAUCGUCGGAAGAGUGAUCUCAGGUAUCGGGAUCGGGAUAAUCUCUGCUGUGGUUCCUCUUUAUCAAGCUGAAGCUGCGCAGAAGAACCUUAGAGGUGCCAUCAUUUCCAGUUAUCAGUGGGCUAUCACUAUUGGGUUACUCGUGUCCAGUGCAGUAUCGCAAGGAACUCAUUCCAAAAAUGGCCCGUCUUCAUAUAGAAUACCAAUUGGUUUGCAGUACGUUUGGUCAAGUAUUUUAGCUGUGGGCAUGAUAUUCCUUCCAGAGAGUCCAAGAUAUUACGUCUUGAAGGAUGAACUCAAUAAAGCUGCAAAAUCGUUAUCCUUUUUAAGAGGCCUCCCGAUCGAAGAUCCAAGACUCUUAGAGGAGCUUGUUGAAAUAAAAGCCACUUACGAUUAUGAAGCAUCGUUCGGCCCGUCAACACUUUUAGAUUGUUUCAAAACAAGUGAAAAUAGACCCAAACAGAUUUUACGAAUAUUUACUGGUAUCGCCAUACAAGCUUUUCAACAGGCAUCUGGUAUCAAUUUUAUAUUCUACUAUGGAGUUAAUUUUUUCAACAACACAGGGGUGGACAACUCUUACUUGGUUUCUUUUAUCAGCUAUGCCGUCAACGUCGCCUUCAGUAUACCGGGUAUGUAUUUAGUGGAUCGAAUUGGUAGAAGACCAGUCCUUCUUGCUGGAGGUGUCAUAAUGGCAAUAGCAAAUUUAGUCAUUGCCAUCGUUGGUGUUUCCGAGGGAAAAACUGUUGUUGCUAGUAAAAUUAUGAUUGCUUUUAUAUGCCUUUUCAUUGCUGCAUUUUCGGCGACAUGGGGUGGUGUCGUGUGGGUGGUAUCUGCUGAACUGUACCCACUUGGUGUCAGAUCGAAAUGUACCGCCAUAUGCGCUGCCGCAAAUUGGCUAGUUAAUUUCACCUGUGCCCUGAUUACACCUUACAUUGUUGAUGUCGGAUCACACACUUCUUCAAUGGGGCCCAAAAUAUUCUUCAUUUGGGGCGGCUUAAAUGUCGUGGCCGUUAUCGUUGUUUAUUUCGCUGUUUAUGAAACGAGGGGAUUGACUUUGGAAGAGAUUGACGAGUUAUUUAGAAAGGCCCCAAAUAGCGUCAUUUCUAGCAAAUGGAACAAAAAAAUAAGGAAAAGGUGCUUAGCCUUUCCCAUUUCACAACAAAUAGAGAUGAAAACUAAUAUCAAGAACGCUGGAAAGUUGGACAACAACAACAGUCCAAUUGUACAGGAUGACAGCCACAACAUAAUCGAUGUGGAUGGAUUCUUGGAGAACCAAAUACAGUCCAAUGAUCAUAUGAUUGCGGCGGAUAAAGGAAGUGGCUCGUUAGUAAACAUCAUCGAUACUGCCCCCCUAACAUCUACAGAGUUUAAACCCGUGGAACAUCCGCCAGUAAAUUACGUCGACUUGGGGAAUGGUUUGGGUCUGAAUACAUACAAUAGAGGUCCUCCUUCUAUCAUUUCUGACUCUACUGAUGAGUUCUAUGAGGAAAAUGACUCUUCUUAUUACAAUAACAACACUGAACGAAAUGGAGCUAACAGCGUCAAUACAUAUAUGGCUCAACUAAUCAAUAGCUCAUCUACUACAAGCAACGACACAUCGUUCUCUCCAUCACACAAUAGCAAUGCAAGAACGUCCUCUAAUUGGACGAGUGACCUCGCUAGUAAGCACAGCCAAUACACUUCCCCCCAAUAA